Dalotia coriaria is the source of this 2789-nucleotide messenger RNA. RefSeq names its product probable protein phosphatase CG10417. Lineage: Eukaryota; Metazoa; Arthropoda; Insecta; Coleoptera; Staphylinidae. The record is from RefSeq and is a predicted model, not a curated record. Gene Ontology annotation, biological process: protein dephosphorylation. Gene Ontology annotation, molecular function: cation binding; protein serine/threonine phosphatase activity.
GUUUUAUAACUGCGCGCCCGCCGCUGGAAACACACCGCAUCCCGACCGUCUCGCACCUGGUCCUACCGGCUUUACCGCUGCCGCCGGUCACGCCGACAUCGAACGCCUGUGCAGCUCCAGCAUUCGAAGUCUACCGGCGUGUGCGAAGCAUAUUGAAUGCUGUCGGUCGAGUGGCAUUUGUUUCGCCCGCUGCUUCGGUUGGCAACUCUGCGCACCGCAACGUCCAACGAGCGCCGAAACCUCUGAAACGCCCGGCGUGCACAUAACAUCGUCUCAGACGCCGACCCGAGCUCAACAUGGGUUCGUAUCUCUCCGAGCCGAUCACGGAGAAGAUCUCCGCUGAGGAGCUCAGCGAGCUGCUGGCAUGCGGCUCCAGCUCUAUGCAGGGAUGGCGCGUUAGUCAGGAGGAUGCACACAACUGCAUAUUAGACUAUGACAAAAACACAUCAUUCUUCGCUGUUUACGACGGCCACGGAGGGCACGAAGUAGCACUCUACUGCUCAGAAAAACUCCCCAACUAUUUAAAAUCCCUCGAACUCUAUAAAAACGGCGAUGUUGCGAAAGCCCUCGAAGAAACCUUCCUAGGUUUCGACGCUACUAUCGCAACACCUGACGUUAUCAAGGUCCUCAAAGAAAUGGCCAAAGACAAAAACAGCGAUGAUGAGAGCGACGAAGACGAAGAAAACGUCAACCACCUGUAUGAAGAAGCAUCCAUGCCCAUCGAGCAAGUCAUCGAGAAAUACACGAGUAACUUACUCGGACGACAAGAUAAUCGAGCCGCGUCUCUAAAAGAUGACAAACCAUCCUCGCCAUUUUUGAAAGCGAAAAGUUCCGCGGCUGCUGCAUCCUUACGAGACGGUGAAUCUUCAGGCGUGUGUUCCAGCACCAGCGGGAGCAGUAGCUCGACAAGUGUACAACAAGUCGAAGCCGUGACAAGCUCCAGCUCAGUAGAAGACAAAGAAGAAAAAGUAGAGAAACAAGAAAACGGGCAUAAAAUCACCCCACCGAAAAUCGUGGUUGAUUCAACCGCCGAUUCCGAUUUAAAAGACUUAAAAGAGUCGAAUGUUGAUGCUGAAGUCAAUAAUGGUGAGAAACCAACAACAACUACGACGCCUACAACACCAACAAUGGAAAAUGGCAGUCCGAAGAAAGGUAAAGCGUGUAAAAACCAAAGGCGUCGAUGUUCCUACCUCACCUUUGGAUGCAGAGAAAAGGAACCGGCGAGGACGCGUCCACAGCGUACAGUUAAACAAAUGUACGCGAAACUCCUCGAUAUUCCACCUCUCGAAUCAGACUCCGAAGACGAUGACGACGAUAAUGAUAAAACAUUUGAAGAUCCCACCGCGAAUGCAGCGAACGAUUCGGAUGACGAUGAUGAUGCUGACGGUGUGAAUAAUUCCGUCGAAGAUGCCAACUCGUCUGAAGAGGAUGCCGACGAGGAGGAGGACGAUGAUGAAGAGGAUGAAUAUAGUGAUGAGGAUGCUGAAACAUUCGAUGAGGAUGAAACUGCGGCCACGGCAUUCGCGAAAACGAUGAUUCAGGAACCCGGCUCGGAUUCGGGUUGUACUGCUGUGGUUGCUCUGUUAAAAGAGGACACACUGUAUGUUGCGAAUGCGGGUGAUUCACGUUGUAUUGUCUGUAGAGGUGGUAAGGCGAUUGAUAUGAGUUUUGAUCACAAACCAGAGGAUCAAAUCGAACGGGAUCGAAUUGUCAAGGCUGGUGGGCGUGUCACUGCCGAUGGGCGGGUCAAUGGCGGUUUGAAUUUAUCUCGCGCGAUUGGUGAUCAUGCCUAUAAGCAGAAUAAGGAGCUAGAUGCAAGGGAGCAGAUGAUCACCGCGCUGCCUGAUAUCAAAACGUUGAAAAUUGAGGGCGAGGAUGAGUUUAUGGUGUUGGCUUGUGAUGGCAUCUGGAACUUUAUGUCUAGUCAGGAGGUGGUGGAUUUUGUACGGCCGGCAAUCAAGAGUGGGACCAAGUUAUCAAAAAUUUGCGAAGAAAUGUUUGAUCAUUGCCUGGCUCCAAACACGAUGGGAGAUGGUACUGGAUGUGAUAACAUGACCGCCAUCAUUGUUGAAUUCAGGAACAACAAGAGCGCGAGCGCGAAACGCCCCGCUUCUGAAUCAGAGGAGGCGGACAGUACGAAACGAGCGAAGACUGAGGAGGCCGACGAGUUGCCGUCCACCACAAGCACAUAAACGCGGCUAGAUUAUGUGCGCUUGCGCAGAAGGACAUUCCUCGCGUUCAAACCGUCACACUUUACAUAUUUUUCGUUUUUUUUUAAUAUUGCGCCGCCGGUUUGCUGUUUUCUAAGUUCUAAGUUUGUAAGUAAAAUAUUUUUUAACGUUAUUCUCGAAUUGUUCAACAUCAUGCAUUUAACGGGGGGGAUUCGGGGGAUUUGAGGCGUGUUUAAAAUUUUUGAUAAAGACGGGGGCGUGUGUUUUUUAGUUUUCGCGUCGAUGUACAUACAAUAUGUAAUCUUUAUUUGGUAAUUGUAACUCAAUGAUGAAGUGUAAAGAAACUUAGCGGUGCCUUCUGUUAUCAUUACUUGAAUCUAUAGGAUAUACACAUUAUUGUUACUAUUAAGCAAGCAAACCAGAAAACAAUCAACUCUACAGCAACUUGCAAGUGUCAAUGAGGGCGUGGAGAUUAGUGUAAUAGAUUGUUUUUUUUACUAAUUGUAUCUUUGUACACGUCGGUAGCAUCAUCAUUCUGAAAUUGAUAGAAACAAAAAUAUACAAUGUUAGUGAUGUUAACAUUCAAUAAAGAUGAUGGAACAUUGUGUCAAAUUAUAA